AUCAACUCAAAAUCUAUGGAUUAUCUCGGAAUCGACAUGAGCUGCGCGAUCGGAUCUCUCCGGAAUGGUGAGUUCCCGGAGAAAGAUUGUCUUCUUCCUCUAAUUUCAAAGCUUCUCGGUUAUUGCCUUGUCGCUGCUUCAAUCACCGUCAAGCUUCCUCAGAUAAUGAAAAUCGUGCAACAUAAGAGUGUACGAGGCUUAAGUGUUAUGGCAUUUGAGCUUGAAGUGGUUGGUUACACAAUUUCACUUGCUUAUUGUUUGCAUAAAGGUCUUCCCUUUUCGGCUUUCGGCGAAAUGGCUUUUCUUUUGAUCCAAGCUUUAAUCUUGGUUGCUUGUAUCUAUUAUUAUUCUCAACCAGUACCUGUAACAACUUGGAUCAGACCACUUCUAUAUUGUGCUGUGGCGCCAACUGUGCUUGCUGGACAGAUAAAUCCUACGCUUUUCGAAGCUCUUUAUGCUUCACAGCAUGCGAUAUUUCUCUUUGCAAGACUCCCUCAGAUAUGGAAGAACUUCAAAAACAAAAGCACCGGAGAACUUAGUUUCUUAACUUUCUUCAUGAACUUCGCCGGAUCCAUAGUGAGAGUUUUCACCAGCCUCCAGGAAAAGGCUCCACUAAGCAUUCUUACUGGUUUUGCUCUUGGAGUCGUCACCAACGGAAGCAUCCUGACGCAGAUUCUCUUGUAUUCGAAGUCUGCUGCAGCAAAGGAGAAGAAAGCUAAUUGAUUAGAAAGAUGUCCUAAAUCAAAUACUGGUGUUGUA
This is a messenger RNA of Arabidopsis arenosa, 759 nucleotides long. The record is from the annotation of a GenBank genome assembly. Lineage: Eukaryota; Viridiplantae; Streptophyta; Magnoliopsida; Brassicales; Brassicaceae.